CACUGGGAGCCGCGUCGGUACGGACUAGCAUUAUUCCGGGUUUUUCCGUUGGCAGCGUUUCCAGUGCUGGCUGCAGGUACGUUUGGCUGUAGCAACCUCAGCUUGACGUUGCAGUGGACACCUUGUUGGAGCUCACAUCCACGUAAAUCAUUAGGCAAAGACACACGUGGAUCUCUCUCCCUAGAUACCUUCCGGCCACUGCACAUCCAUUAUGGCGCAGGUAAUCUCGAAUUCCGGCCACGAUGACAUGAUCCACGAUGCGGUACUUGAUUACUACGGCCGCCGCUUGGCAACCUGCUCCUCCGACAAGACGAUAAAGAUCUUCGAGAUUGAGGGCGAAACGCAACGACUAACCGAAACAUUGAAAGCUCACGAAGGCGCGGUCUGGUGCGUAUCAUGGGCGCAUCCCAAGUACGGCAAUAUCCUGGCCUCGGCAGGUUACGACGGCAAGGUGCUCAUCUGGCGCGAGCAAUCGAACCAAUGGCAGAAGAUCUUCAACUUCGAACUCCACAAGGCCUCGGUCAACAUGGUGUCAUGGGCACCGCACGAAUCCGGAUGCCUACUGGCCUGCGCCUCGUCUGACGGUCACGUAUCCGUUCUCGAAUUUAAGGACAACAACUUCCAGCACGUCACAUUUGCCGCCCAUGGCCUGGGGGUGAACUCGGUUUCGUGGGCCCCUGCUACGACACCUGGUAGCAUCAUAUCUUCGUCGCCGCCAGCUCAGGGUGCCUCCAGCCAACGCCGCUUCGUGACGGGCGGAUGUGACAACUUACUAAAGAUCUGGACAUAUGACCACGCCUCGCAGGGUUACAAGCAAGAGCAGGAACCAUUGACUGGUCACACAGACUGGGUCAGAGACGUUGCUUGGAGUCCCACAGUGCUACAAAAGAGCUAUAUUGCCUCGGCAUCGCAAGACAAGACGGUUCGCAUCUGGACGAGUGAUAGUACGGGUCAGGGAGGAUGGGCGUGCAAGGUGCUUAACUUUGACGAUGUGGUUUGGAGAGUCAGUUGGAGUCUUUCCGGCAACGUGUUGGCUGUUAGCGGCGGCAACAAGGUGUCCCUGUGGAAGGAGAACCUAAGAGGCGAGUGGGAGUGUGUAAAGAACAUGGAGGAAUAAUUUGUCAAAGUAGUAUGACAGCAUAGCUGCUCCAAAAAGGUGGGGCAGAAAAUAAAUGAACACAGGAAUCUAGCAUAUUCACACCUGCUUCGGGGCUCCCCUGUCUAGACCACACAUGGGCCUCUUUGUCACUCACAUUACGG
Molecule: messenger RNA, 1260 nt
Organism: Pseudomassariella vexata
Lineage: Eukaryota; Fungi; Ascomycota; Sordariomycetes; Amphisphaeriales; Pseudomassariaceae
Product: nuclear pore complex, component sec13
Exons: 3
Coding region: 212-1117 (301 amino acids)
Biological process (GO): COPII-coated vesicle budding; protein import into nucleus; positive regulation of TOR signaling
Cellular component (GO): nuclear pore outer ring; COPII vesicle coat
Molecular function (GO): structural molecule activity; protein binding
Source: RefSeq, a predicted model, not a curated record